AUGCUCGACAAUUCGGAAAGUUCUCUAAAGCGACUUAAUUUCUUGCUUCAGUUUUUUCAUUUUCUUGUAUUUUAUUAUUUUUUUUUUUAUAAUUUCUGUACCCUUUUUUGCUUCCCCCUAAACCGUGUGAAAAUGUUCAAGAAAUGUCUUGUUGUCAUAUCCCUUAACCUCCUGCUAAAAGUAACAUUUAAUUCGAGUCCUUUUUUUGCGCAUGCUUUGGGUAUACGAACAGAUCGAGAAUCAUCAAAUGUAUGGGAAGAAUAUAUUUCAGUUAACUACGAACCCUUAGAACAAGAUUUAAGCGAAGCAUGUGACUACAUAGCAUUAGAAGAAUACAGUGCCUGUGGAAAUAUAUCAAAUGAGAAGUCUAACAAUGAAAAUGAUGUAGAAGUUGAAGGAUCCAAUAUAAUUGUGAAAAACGAAGAAAGAGGAACACAAACAGAAGAGGAAGAAGAUGAAAAAGUGGAAGGGAUCUACGAUGAAGUCACUCAUCAAGAUGACGAAAAGGGGUCUGAUGACCAAGGCAGUAAUAACGAAUUAGCUGGCGAAUAUAGAAUAGAAGAAGUGGACGAAAAUGUAGCAAUUUUAAAUGAAAACAUAAAUAGCAUUCAUGAAAUGCAAAGCCCACUUGACAGCUACAAAACCAUCUUCUUAAUUUUAUCCACAGAGUUUGAUACAACAGAAACGUACUUAAAUAAAAUUAUGAACUGUUCCACAGAUGAAGAAAAAAAUGAACUCUUAGAUGACCACAUUGGUAUUCUAAAAGAAAUGUACGAAAAUUGUAAAAAGAAUGAAAACUUUAGAUUACCCUUCGAGAUAAGAGAUUCUAUGGCACUUCGAAUAAGUGAUCGUCUUAGGGAUUUCUGCUUUAGCGAUUACGUAACAGAAUCAAACAUGGUAGCAUUAAAGUCUAUCUUUUCAAUAGAAUUAGAAGUUUUCGAAGGUAUCUUUUAUUACAUAGAACAUAAAAACACCUAUCGUGAAAAAAAGGAAGUUAUAAACGACUUAGAAUUAAUAAAAUUUUAUCACGAAGAAUUAAUUACCAACAAUGGCUUGUACCUAACAGAUGAACAGUUUGACAAUGCAGCAAUGAGAGUAUCCAACUUUGUCAAUGAUUUAUAUUUUCUGUGCUUCUCCAAUUAUCAAAAUAUGAUUAAAUUCCGUGAGAUGCAGGAUGCAAUGUCCACAUACAUCACGCUCUGA
Molecule: messenger RNA, 1203 nt
Organism: Plasmodium knowlesi strain H
Lineage: Eukaryota; Apicomplexa; Aconoidasida; Haemosporida; Plasmodiidae
Product: gamete antigen 27/25, putative
Exons: 1
Coding region: 1-1203 (400 amino acids)
Source: RefSeq, a predicted model, not a curated record